AUGGAUAUCCCUCCACCAGUGGACGACUACAUUAAACAAACCAUCGACAAUUCUUUAGGGAUUCCGGUACCAUUGGAAACCCUAGAGGCCAAGCUCCGAGCCUCCCAAGACUCGCAGUGCCGCCUCCGCGAACGCAUCCUUUUCCUUCAACCCCAACUGAAGCGCAAAGACCAACUCAUCGGGCGCUUCAAGUCUGAAGCGAUUAUGAACGCGCGAGCUCUGAAGAAGUUCGUGGAAGAGAAUCAGAGACUGGCGGUGGAGUGUGAUAAAUUGGUAGCUCAACGCUGUCACUUGGAGAAUGAGUGCGCGCUAUAUGAUAAGGACAGAGAAGCGUUAAUGGAAUUUGGGAACGAUGCAGAUGAGCGGGCACGGGAGGCGCAAUCCGAAGUUCUCGAUUUGCAACGGGAUUUGCUCUUUAUGCAGAAUGAAUUGGAGAAAUAUAAGCAUCAUGAUCAACUGGUUAAUUUUUCUGCAUGCGCCCCUGGGGAAAAUAAUUUACUUGGUUCUGUUUUGGCGUCACUUAUAAGUAGAGAUGAUGAUUCUACAUAUGCAUUUUUGCAAGCAAACAGUGAGAAUGAGUCCUGUAAGCAGUUGCUGAGUGUGUGGAACAGCUUGAGCCCAUCUGCUCGAUGUAUUUUGUCACUUAUUGACAAAGUCAAGUCACUUGAGAAGGAUAAGGAGCAUCUGAGAACUAACCUUCACAAAGCCGAGGAGGAGGCCAAAGUACUGUUUGAUGAAAAUAAUGUAUUGGAAAAGGAGAACAGAAGGUUAUUGAAGCUAUACAGGGAAAGGAACCAUCCUGAUUCUGAUGGGAAACAUACCAACAGUCCAUCAGCUAGGUCAAACAAGAGAAAGUCCAAUAGUCCCAGGACGAGUAGCCCAACGAGGAAGUUGGAUUUUGACGAUCAAGAUUUAGCAAGACAACCUUUAUCUCCCUUACGACACAACUCCCCGGACUGUAGAAUGAGUAAGAAGUAA
This is a messenger RNA of Sphenostylis stenocarpa, 978 nucleotides long. The record is from the annotation of a GenBank genome assembly. NCBI's taxonomy places the organism in Eukaryota, Viridiplantae, Streptophyta, Magnoliopsida, Fabales, Fabaceae.